Molecule: messenger RNA, 2159 nt
Organism: Phaedon cochleariae (mustard beetle)
Lineage: Eukaryota; Metazoa; Arthropoda; Insecta; Coleoptera; Chrysomelidae
Source: the annotation of a GenBank genome assembly
GUCCCUUUCAAUAACAACCGAUUCCAUUCCACUUUUCAAUGUUUUUCGUUUUCAGUGAAAAUAUGAUCAGGUGAUUUUGGUCUGUUGAUAUAUUAUGUAUUUUCUUUCGUUUGUUGGUUUCACCUGAACGAGGCAUGAACACAAGCUUUUAUUCCGUGAAUUUUGACUGUAUUCGGUGUAUUACCUUAGUGAGACUGUUUCCAACUUGUAUAAAUCAAACUUUUUAUGAAACUCUCAUUUGCUGUCUCCCUUCAAUUAACUAGAACACCAUGUAAUGUAAUUCACCACGCUGUAAUUGCAUAUCGUACGAAGGUAAUAAAACGUAAUGUUGGUGUGAUGUCAGUUGUAUGUACCCAUGUUCACGAAAUAAAACAUUGAGGUCCACUUAAGUAAAUUGGAGUUAACAAGUGAACAGGAUAAGAUAUCUAUAAGUACCUAACAUAGGUUUGAGUGGCACUCUUUAAGAUACUCGUGGUGCUUCUAUUUCUCGUCCAGUUUUCUCAAGUUGGAACCCUGUGAUAUGGAAGUUUGUCAAGAUAUUCAGAUUGAUCCUGUUUUGAGAGAUGGCAAUUUCACAGAACUUCCUAUGAAACAAACAGCGAAUUUGAGAGCUAAUCAAAUAUUAAUUGUUAUACUUUCUGGUAUUAUUACAUUGUGGUAUAUCCUGCUACUAUGGAAAAGGAGCAAACUAUACUUCCACUCGUGGAAUGUUCCUGGACCUAUGAAUCUUCCAUUCAUAGGAAUAGCUUAUCUAUUUCUAGGAACCAAUGCCACUGAUAUAAUGGGCACUCUGAUAAAGAUUCAGAAACAAUAUCCAAAUUAUUUCAAAGCGUGGUUCGGACCGAAGCUGUUGUACUUCUUGAGUGACCCUGUACAUCUCGAGAAAGUUUUGACCAAUCCGAAAUCACUGAACAAGGAUGAUCUGUAUGAUUUCAUCUCGGAAGUUAUUGGUACUGGGAUCAUGACAGCGAAAGUUAAAAAAUGGAGGAAACAUCGUAAAGUUAUUAUGCCAGCGUUCAAUCAAAAAAUUUUGGAAUCUUUCGUAGAAAUUUUCGCAGACCAAAGCGAAGUAUUCGCAGAUCAACUUGAGAAAUAUGUGGGAAGGAAAGAUUUGGAUUUGUUCAAGUUGAUUUCAUCAUGUACACUGGACAUCAUUUGUGAAACGGCCAUGGGUGUGAAAAUGAAUCUUCAGACCACCGAUUGUGACUUUGGACAUAAUCUAGACAAAAUUAUGGAAAUAGUUACAUAUCGUAUUUUUCACAUUUGGCAACAUAUAAGAAUCAUGAGGAUGUUAUUUCCAAUGAACUGGCAAUUCAGGAAUUACGAAAAGAAAUUUCGAGAUUUCACAACAGCAGUAGUGAAAAGGAAGAUGGAAGAAUAUGAAGCUGCUAAACAGAACUAUAGGAAGAGUUCCUUGGUAGCGGCUAUUGAAGAAGAAAAUCCCAAGAGGAAAUUAGCUUUCCUCGACCUCAUUUUGGAAAACUCGAAUUUCACAGAAAAGGAACUGAUAGAAGAAGUGGAAAUUUUUUUGAUAGCGGGCACUGAUACCACAGCUUCUGCGAUAUGCUGUAUCCUCACGAUGCUAGGCAUGUUUCAAGACAUACAGCAAAAAGUUUACGAAGAAAUUUUCGAGAUUAUGGGUCCAGAUCGUAAAGUAGUGCCAGCAGAUUUACCUGAAAUGAAGUACACAGAACGAGUAAUAAAGGAAAGCCUGAGAAUAUUUCCUGUCGCAGCAUUCUUUGUCAGAAGCGUAGGAGAAAAUAUUGACAUGGGAGAAUUCGUUGUUCCGGAAGGAUCCUCGGUGUUCUUCGGUCCUGUUCACAUCCAGAGGAAUCCGAAAUACUGGCCUGACCCUCUGAAAUUCGAUCCAGACAGAUUCUUGCCAGAAAACGUCGCCAAAAGGCAUCCCUGUACAUACAUUCCAUUCUCCUUCGGACCCAGGAAUUGUAUAGGUGUUCGAUACGCUAUGAUGAAUAUGAAGACGAUUCUGGCCAACACUUUGAGACGUUACAAAGUUUUCACUCAGUACAAAUCGAUAAAGGAGAUCAAACUGAAAUCUAAUGUUGUUUUGCGAAUGAAGGAUGGUUCUAAAGUGUGGGUGGAAUCUAGAUAACUUAUUAUUGAAUAUAUGACAGAAUUAAAAGGCUAUUCAAGACGAA